AUGCUCGUGAGCGAUAUAGAUACUGAACAGUGUACUUCAGACUGCUGGCAACUCAAUUGGAAGACAUCGACUUGUGCGUCGGGCAGUGUAUGUCCGUAUACUGUGUCGGUGUGGGCAAAGAGUACACAGUUUGCUUGUGUAGUGUCACAAUGUGCAGGCCAGACCAAUAACUUCUAUUGCGAUUAUUAUCCUUAUGGUGGAUACUCUGGUCAACAACCAUACUCUGUUGCCAAGGGAGUGUCAACACCAACACAACAGACACCAGUACCACCGACACAACAGCCAAGAGCAUCAAAUACACCAAGUCGUGGACAAGGCGGUAGCAUUGAUUGGUCCAGUAUGAUGACACCUGUACGUGAUCAAGGCAAUUGUGGAUCAUGCUUUGCAUUCACAGCUUUGGCCAACUUGGAGGCAAUGGCUGUCAUUCAAAAGGGCUACGACAAGAACUCGCUGGAUCUCUCAGAGCAGUACUGUGUCAACUGUAUAUCCAAUGGAUGUGUUGGUGGAUGGUUCGCUACAGUGUGGCAGCAACUACAAUCAUCAGGCGUGCCCAUGGGUAGCUCGAUGCCCUAUCAAGCAUAUGUUCAACAAUGCUCCAAACCACAAGGUACCUACUUCAAAUGGAGUGGAUACAACUUGUUACCAGAUACCAAUGUACAGACUAUUAUCAACGCACUACAAAAAGGACCUAUAUCAAUUGGUAUGUGGACCGAUGGCAAUCUCAAGGCAUACCGCGGAGGAGUCUACUCCUGUCCACAAGUGAACAGAGUACAGAAUCAUGCCAUACUAUUAGUAGGAUAUAAUGCUGAUGGAAACUAUUGGAUCAUCAAGAAUAGUUGGGGACCUGGCUGGGGAGAGAAUGGAUACUUUAGACUGACCAAUAGUAAUGACAAUUGCUUCAUCAGAGGAUUCGUUGGAGGUUAUCCAGUACUCUAA
Messenger RNA from Acytostelium subglobosum LB1, 936 nucleotides. RefSeq lists its product as hypothetical. NCBI's taxonomy places the organism in Eukaryota, Evosea, Eumycetozoa, Acytosteliales, Acytosteliaceae. Bases 1 to 936 code for a protein of 311 amino acids. The record is from RefSeq and is a predicted model, not a curated record. The transcript has 2 exons. Gene Ontology annotation, molecular function: cysteine-type endopeptidase activity. Gene Ontology annotation, cellular component: lysosome.